Messenger RNA from Dovyalis caffra, 630 nucleotides. Lineage: Eukaryota; Viridiplantae; Streptophyta; Magnoliopsida; Malpighiales; Salicaceae. The record is from the annotation of a GenBank genome assembly.
AUGAAGGCGUUGCUUCUGAUAACAAUAUGGGUUUGGUUGACUGUCAUGAUCAUGCCAGCAUUGGUGUGCCCAUCGGUAAUAGAAGAACCAAAGACACUCCGUUACAAUACAGUAACCUUCAACUUUGAAGAUGCUACCGAAGAUAGCUACUCGGAAUUUGUGAAGUCUCUGCGAACUGCAGUCAAAAGCAAGGAGGCGUUUGGAUUACCAGUGACAGCAAAAACAGUACCAGAUUCCCAACGAUUUGUUUUAGUUGAUCUCAAAACUGAGAAUGACAAGAACAUCACACUAGCAAUAGAUGUCACUAAUAUGUAUGUGGUGGGUUAUCGUGAUGAAUAUAACGGGAAAUUUCGCGCCAAUUUCCUUGCUGAUGCUUCUGACUUUGCAAAAAAGAAUCUUUUUACAGAAGCAAAAGAAGUUAGAGUAACUAAAUUCACAGGCGGCUAUCCAGAUCUUGAACGCUAUGCCAAAACCGGAAGAGAGAACAUUGAAUUGGGAGUUUACAAACUAGAGCAAGCCAUCGAGUCGGUCUAUGGGAAAUCGGUCGGGGAGCAGAUUGAAGCUAAAUUUUUCAUUGUUUCCAUCCAAAAUGGUUUCAGAGGCAGCAAGGUUCCAAUAUUUACUGAAUAA